AUGACUGCAAUGUAUUGGGAUGCAUUCACCGUUGUGCUCCCGCAGCCCGUACAGGUCUAUGCACAAAGUGCCGAUCUUGUUCCAUCCAACAUAUCCUUUCGAGUCGAUGGCAACUCCACCAUCAGUACACUAUCAGAUCGAGGCGCUCAAAUAUCUCCCGAGGGCAUGGUUCAGGGACUCCUUUACGUGCCCAAUCUGAAUGCUUCGGACCCAUGCGCCGAUCUUUCAUCGCAGUUUCUGCCUCAAAACGUUACGCGAAGAGCAAACAUACCGAGUGUUGAGCGAUAUGCGCUGGUUGCAGUCGCACCAUGGGUGUCGGACCAUCCUGAAUGUGCGUUGGCCUACAUGCGCGCCACACAGGCGGACUCAAGCGCUGGACUCUUCUUUUUUCCAACACGCCCCAACGCAGCCUUCGCUGCACCCGUAUGGGAUACGCCAGACUGGGGAGUAAACGCAUCAACGUGGAAUGACUGGGUGCUUGGCGCUGAAUUUCCGAUAUGGGCAAUACCUCCGGACAGCGGAGCGACUUUGGUUCAAGAAUUAGGCAAGUAUUCUGGCAAUGUUUCUGAUGCUCCGUUCAGUUCGGAACUGGCUCGAGUUCAUCCGCCAACCGACGCAGCGCGGUUACUCGCGCGGGUAGCCCUCAACACCUCCAGAGACAGCAAUCCAGUUCUUGGCAGACUGUGGGUUUUCGCCAUUCUCGUCCUUGCCAUACUUUGUGUUGUCACAGGUUUGACGUCUCUCAUCAUGCACAUCAAUCAAAGAAGGAUGCGCCGCGACCUCCGCAGGAGAAUAGGAAAUGGCGAAGUCGAUUUAGAGAUCCUGGGAAUCAAACGGCAAAAAGUUCCUCAAAAACUUCUCGAUAAAAUGCCACUGUAUGUAUACACCUCAAAGCUUGCUCCAACCACCUCGCCUACCAAAGAAACAACACCCACCUCUACCCAAGGCUCGUCCCUUACCCAACGCAAAAAUCUACCCAAGCGAGACGUCCCCUUUUCCCAAACCACCUGCCCAAUCUGCCUCGACGACUUUGAACACGACGAAACCGUCGUCCGCGAAUUGCCCUGCCAACACAUCUUCCAUCCGGAAUGUGUCGACGAGUUCCUCCGGACCAACUCGUCACUCUGUCCCAUGUGCAAGAAAUCCGCCCUACCUACCGGCUAUUGCCCCGAAAACAUCACUACCUCCAUGGUGCGAAGGGAACGCGCUUUGCGACGCAUGCGCGAGCUAGGCACUGAUUCUUCACCCCUAUCCUCCAUGCUUCCGGCAUCAGUCCAGCGAUUCCUACCGGGCUGGCUCCUGAGAGCACGGCUCCGUCCCCGGCAGGGCGCGGAAAGGAGAGAUCGACAAGGAUACCGGCCCAAUAGACUAACCCGUCCAGAUCGACCACAGCGAGGAACACCCACGAUCGAUACGCCGUUGCCAACCUCGCUAGGCCCGGCACACACUACAGAUACCGCUGCAUCACCCUCACCAGCAGCAGGCGUAGGGGCCGAUCUCGAAAUGGGCACUCUGACUUCCAAUUCCAAUCCCACAACAAGCCCAGACCCUCUUCCGCUACCCACACUAGAAGACCUCCCGCCAGAAAUCCAGGCCCUCUCCCCCGAAGAACGUAGGGAGUGGGGCCGACAGCGUCUCGCUGCCACUCUGCCUCCUACGGCGGAGCCGGCUGUAGAGGAGAUACCCGCAACGAGUAUGGGGUGGUUCAGGAGGGGGUGGAAGAGGUUGUUUCCUAGCUAG
Molecule: messenger RNA, 1740 nt
Organism: Endocarpon pusillum Z07020
Lineage: Eukaryota; Fungi; Ascomycota; Eurotiomycetes; Verrucariales; Verrucariaceae
Exons: 3
Coding region: 1-1740 (579 amino acids)
Biological process (GO): ubiquitin-dependent protein catabolic process
Cellular component (GO): cytoplasm
Molecular function (GO): ubiquitin protein ligase activity
Source: RefSeq, a predicted model, not a curated record